AUGACCUCUACCUCAAACGCCGCAACUGAUCGGACCGUCGAUUUGACUGCUCAGUCUGGGGAUCCGCCGGGAGACGAUGCGCAAUUGCCAGGGAAUAAUGUCGAUAAUGAAAAGGAGAAUGUGAAUCCGCGCGAUUGGAUACCGGGAUAUAAGCCGGUUGCAGAGCAGGAUGGACGGGACACGACACAGCAGGACGAGGUAGAUGACUUUGGGCUUCCGAUUCGAGCGCGCCCUCGGCCACCACCGCAGCCCGCAAGUGAAGCCUCGGAUGAUAAUGAGACAUUUCAUGAUGUGGAGAAUAGCUCACUGGAAAAAGACGGCAACGCUCAGCUGGAACGUCAAGGGGGCCCAAAAGCUGCGGAGAACUCAGAACAACCAAACGAGCCAGAGAAAGAGUGUGAAGCUACUGCGCAUAAGCCUGGGGCCUCUGGCGACUUAACACAAGGUAGUCAAGAGAGCCAAGCAGCACAAUUGCCCGCUCAAGCGCCAGUAUCGGACAAGAACGAAUCUUCAGAGAAAGACCCCAUCGUUUCACCACAAAAUGAGACACCAGCCACCCCUAGCGCACCUACACAAGGUGUCCAAGACGCGAAUGCCACGCCAAACGCAGAAAGCACCAUUGCCCCCAAACCCGGAAGCCAACGUGAAAAACGCCCAAAUCUCAAAGCUUCGGAAUGGUCACAUCAGCGACUUACCGCAGCGGGCCAAGACUCGGACGACGAUGAGAGCGAGGAGGAAGAUGAGGGUGAGUGGAAGGAAAUGCCUGCCCUUGGGGAGUUCGACGAGUACGACGAUUUUGGUCGGUUGCUUGCUCGAGGAGCCAAGAGACAGGAAGAAGAAGAAUAUGCACAAAAGGGUUAUAGUGGCGCUGGCAAGGGCUACACUCGUGUCCAGCUCGACGAGGAUGCCCAAUCAGCGACAAGCUUGGACGAGGACACGAGCUACCUAUUCAGAGAAGCAGCAGGCAACUCAGCCGGCGUAGAAGGAGAAGAGCUGCGCGAUCCCGACAGUCAACUUCAGGCUACGAAAGACAUCCUGACCGAAGGCCAAAGGAUAGCAUAUGUCGGAGUAACAAGGCUGUCUAUACACGAAAUGUCAUUAGAUUUGGAGAAUAUACCCACGACUAAAGGCGCGAAAAAGGCAUUGCAGAAGGGCAGAGACGCCACGAAGAUGUGGGGACAAGCGAUGAUGGCACGGCUUUAUGCGCACAUGGAAAUCGAUGCAGCAGAGCAGAUCAUGAUUGAGCAGUUGGCCCAACAUGGCGUGCGGCCAUUGGAUCUUGUACCGCCGUUAAUGCAAAAUGCGCGAGUCAAGAACCCCAUUGCAGAGGAAGACGAUCCCUCACGCCAGUCUACAUCCUCCGUUACCUCUCCCGGCGCUAAGGACAGUGAAAAAGGCAGUAUCUCUACUGAAGUAAAUCGAGAUUCAGCGUCGACGUCCCCUCCUCCACCGUAUGAGGCGACCAGCGGCGGAGAUGACUUUCCAGAGGUUCAGUCCCCAUCCGAUAUGCCAACAUCGGCAAAGAUCGAUAUCGACCUCCGAUGGACAGUCCUUUGCGAUCUCUUCUUGGUUUUGAUUGCAGACUCAGCCUAUGAUUCUAGAUCCCGGAGCUUGCUCGAGAGGGUUGGUCGAGCUAUGGAAGUACCAUGGCUUCAAAUUACUAAGUUCGAGAAACGAGUGAUGGAUGCCCUUGAGAUGCAGGAAGCAGAGAAUAACCAGGAGCAAUGGGACGAAUCAGACCAUAUGGAGAAGCGUCGGAAGUCGGCCUUGAAGCGCAGAUAUAUGGUCAUGGGUCUGGCUACUGUAGGAGGUGGACUAGUCAUUGGUCUCUCAGCUGGGUUGCUGGCGCCAGUCAUCGGUGCCGGUCUUGCUGCUGGCUUUACUACAGUCGGGAUCACAGGCACCAGUGCUUUCCUGGGAGGAGCAGGUGGUACGGCUUUGAUCGCGUCCGGUGCUACAUUGACUGGAGGCACAAUCGGGCUGAGAGCUUCGCAUCGCCGAACUGGCGCUGUCCGAACAUUUGAAUAUCGGCCGCUCCACAAUAACAAACGAGUCAAUCUCAUUAUUACGGUGUCUGGUUGGAUGACUGGCAAGGUUGAUGAUAUACGGUUGCCCUACAGUACCGUCGACCCUAUCAUGGGUGAUAUAUAUUCCGUUUUAUGGGAACCUGAAAUGUUGCAAAGUAUGGGUCAAACCAUCAACAUUCUGGCUACAGAGGCGUUGACCCAAGGUCUUCAACAUGUUCUCGGAAGCACCGUUUUGGUAGCUCUUAUGGCAUCGCUACAACUGCCCCUUGUCCUUACAAAAUUAUCUUACCUGAUCGAUAACCCAUGGAACGUCUCCUUGGCUCGUGCGAACGCAGCCGGGCUUAUCAUGGCCGAUUCCCUAAUGGACCGCAACCUGGGUAAAAGACCUGUAACCUUGCUCGGCUAUUCACUUGGGGCGAGGGUCAUCUUCUCAUGCUUGAAGGAACUCGCAGAUAAGGGAGCCCAAGGACUUGUCGAGAACGUCUACAUGUUCGGAUCACCAAACGUGGCAAACAAGGAUGAGUACAUCAAAGCUCGCAGCGUGGUCUCUGGGCGCUUCGUCAACGGCUACGCUUCCAACGACUGGAUCUUGGGAUAUCUCUUCCGUGCGACAAGUGGUGGAAUUAUGCGUGUGGCCGGCCUUGCGCCAGUGGAAGGAAUCCCUGGAUUAGAGAAUUUCGAUGUGACCAAGUUGGUCAAUGGACAUAUGGAUUAUCGCGCAGCAAUGCCUCGGUUAUUGAAAGAGGUUGGAUGGGAAGUGCUCAGCGAGGAAUUCGCCGAAAUCGAAGACCCUGAUCCGGAAAGCCAUGGCGAGCGGCAGCGGGAGUUGAUCCGGGAGAUUGACGAAGCCCGCAAAGAAGCGGAGAUGAAACCAGAGAAGAAGCGAUUUGGACUGUUCAAGCGAGGGAAACUGGCGCAAAAGAAGGGUUGGGAGACAUACGACGUCGAACGCAACAAGUCCAUAUCUCGAAGCUCGACUGACAGUUCCGGUACCGGGUCGGUUCUGUUUGACAUUGAUGCUAUCAAAGCCGAACUGGCUUCGGAGGCCAUUGAAGUUAAGCAGUUGGAGUCGACCCUUCCUCCGAUGAAGUUAGAUUUGAACUCUCCAACCGGAUCUCCUACUACACCUUCAUCCUCUGAUGUGAAAGCGAAAGAGAAAGAAACUCCAAGCGCAGGACCAACUCAGUCAACACCAGAACCAGCUUCUAAUCACAAGUCACCGCUGCCUGAUUUGCUCUCUAAUCCGCACGAGGAAGAGGGAAUUGAAAUGACCUUUGAUACUUCCUACGACGAGGACACGCUACAACGUUCGCACUCUGCGUUCGAGCCAACACACGGCAGCAACCAUGACCCAUAUCCUACGAGACCAGAAUUGCGAUCCUCUGCGACGAUGCCAGUUGGUGCUGGUGCGGGCGUUGGCGCCGGCGUCGGUGCCAGUGCUCUGGGUGCGUUAGCCUUGGAACCUAAUGCUUGGGCGGAGCAUGAUUUUGAGGGUGGCGAAGAAGGUGAAAUGGAAUUGAGCUUUGAGUGA
Molecule: messenger RNA, 3558 nt
Organism: Aspergillus chevalieri
Lineage: Eukaryota; Fungi; Ascomycota; Eurotiomycetes; Eurotiales; Aspergillaceae
Exons: 2
Coding region: 1-3558 (1185 amino acids)
Source: RefSeq, a predicted model, not a curated record